AAAAAAAUCAUAUAAAGUUGAAUUAAACAAAAACAAGAUUUAAACAAAAAAAAAACAUAAAAAUUUGCAUAAAACCAUAAAAAAACUAAAGCUCUCUCGCUCUUUUAGCUUGAACUUACUACAAAAGAAAAGAAAAAAACUAAAGCUUUAGAAAAAUCCACACAAAACUCACCUCUCUCAGACAACAAGUUUGUAUUUGAAAAUAAAUUCACCUCUUUUUCAGGUGCCAACAACAAAAAACUGAGGUUUAUAUGAUUAAGUUUUUUGCAUACAAACUUUUUGUAAUAAAAGAAGAAGAAAAUCGCUGUUCACUCUUUAACUUUUAAAAGAAGUUCGAGAAAUUUUAGUGUGCUGCGUUUGAAAGUGUCAGUGUAAAUGAAACAUUGAUACCGAUCGGAAGGACAAAUUGCAGCUCUUGUUGUGCUCUGUUUUGUGCUUGAAGAUCAAUUUUAACAAAAUUGUUUCGUUUAUAUUUAAAUUCAUAUAAAAAAAUAUAUAAAAUUAAUAUAAAUAUAUAUGAAAACAUAUAAAUAAGUGUGUUAUAACUUUAAAAGAAAUCAGUUUAUAACAAAGUUUUUUCUUAACAAAUACACCCCAGACCACAAAAAAAUAUAAAUAGUUCAAGUGUAAAAUAAGAACCGAAAAUAUUUUUUUCUUAAAAACGAAACUUUUUUGAAAGAAGAAAACAAACAGUUCAAAUAUGGCAAAACUAUUUGUAGUUUUUGCCGUUUUAGCUGUAGCUGCUACCACAGCUUCGGCCUUAAAUUCCGAACGUGUUAAACGUCAAGCCACCACAGAAGAGCCCAAGAAAGAAGAAUCUUUCGAAAAGGAAUUGUGUAAAGAUAAAGAUGCCGGUGAAUGGUUCCGUUUGGUAGCCGGUGAAGGUGAUAAUUGUCGUGAUGUUAUUCAAUGUACCUCAUCGGGUCUCCAAGCUAUUCGUUGCCCUGCUGGUUUGUACUUCGAUAUUGAAAAGCAAACUUGUGAUUGGAAAGAAGCCGUUAAGAAUUGUAAAUUCAAGAAUAAGGAACGUCGUGUCAAGCCUUUGUUGCACACCGAUGAACCCUUGUGUCAAGAUGGUUUCUUAGCUUGCGGUGAUGGUAACUGUAUCGAACGUGGUCUAUUCUGUAACGGUGAAAAGGAUUGUUCAGAUGGUUCUGAUGAAAAUACUUGUGAUAUUGAUAACGAUCCUAACCGUGCCCCACCUUGUGAUCCUGCUGUUUGUGUUUUGCCCGAUUGUUUCUGUUCUGAAGAUGGUACCGCCAUUCCCGGUGACUUGCCCGCCAAGGAUGUUCCUAUGAUGAUUACCAUUACUUUCGAUGAUGCCAUUAACAAUAACAACAUUGAAUUGUACAAGGAAAUCUUCAAGGGCCGUAAGAAUCCCAACGGUUGUGACAUUAAGGCCACUUACUUUAUUUCUCACAAAUACACCAACUACUCGGCUGUUCAAGAAACCCAUCGUAAGGGUCAUGAAGUUGCUGUCCACUCAAUUACCCACAAUGACGAAGAACGUUUCUGGUCUAACGCCACCGUCGAUGAUUGGGCCAAGGAAAUGGCUGGCAUGCGUAUCAUUAUGGAAAAAUUCUCCAACAUUACCGAUAACUCCGUUGUAGGUGUACGUGCUCCUUACUUGCGUGUCGGUGGCAACAAUCAAUUCACCAUGAUGGAAGAACAAGCUUUCUUAUACGAUUCCACCAUCACCGCUCCCCUAUCCAAUCCACCACUAUGGCCCUAUACCAUGUACUUCCGUAUGCCUCAUCGUUGUCACGGUAACUUGCAAAGCUGUCCCACUCGUUCUCAUGCUGUCUGGGAAAUGGUCAUGAAUGAAUUGGAUCGUCGUGAAGAUCCUGCCAAUGAUGAAUACUUGCCUGGUUGUGCUAUGGUUGAUUCUUGCUCCAACAUCUUGACUGGUGAUCAAUUCUAUAACUUCUUGAACCACAAUUUCGAUCGUCAUUAUGAUCAAAAUCGUGCUCCUCUUGGUUUGUACUUCCAUGCCGCCUGGUUAAAGAACAAUCCCGAAUUCUUGGAUGCUUUCUUGUACUGGAUCGAUGAAAUUUUGGCCAAUCACAAUGAUGUCUACUUUGUCACCAUGACUCAAGUUAUUCAAUGGAUGCAGAAUCCUCGCACUAUCAGUGAAGUCAAGAACUUCGAACCCUGGAGGGAGAAGUGUACCGUUGAAGGCAAGCCUUCUUGCUGGGUACCCAAUACCUGCAAGUUGACUUCCAAGGAAAUUCCCGGAGAAACCAUUAAUCUCCAGACCUGCGUAAGAUGUCCCAACAAUUACCCCUGGGUUAACGAUCCUACCGGUGAUGGUUUCUUCUAAGUCAAUUAAACACAAAACCAACAACAAAGCCUUAAACUUUAAACUUUAAGCACAAAAAUUUCUCUAACUUAAUAACUACCCCCUCCUACAUUUCCCUCUUUCGUAAUUGUUGAUAUUAUAUUCGGUUCCAUUCUAUUGUUUCCUUUUAACAGCAAUU
Messenger RNA from Lucilia cuprina (Australian sheep blowfly), 2477 nucleotides. RefSeq names its product chitin deacetylase 1 (gene serp). Bases 701 to 2320 code for a protein of 539 amino acids. Gene Ontology annotation, molecular function: hydrolase activity, acting on carbon-nitrogen (but not peptide) bonds; chitin binding; protein binding. Gene Ontology annotation, cellular component: extracellular region. The transcript has 5 exons. Gene Ontology annotation, biological process: carbohydrate metabolic process. The record is from RefSeq and is a predicted model, not a curated record. NCBI's taxonomy places the organism in Eukaryota, Metazoa, Arthropoda, Insecta, Diptera, Calliphoridae.